GUACGGUCCACUUAUUCUUGCCCUGACACACCACUCAGAGCAUCAAAUUCCUCCCCCACAUCACACUGCAAGUUAUCCUCUGCUGGGGAUUCUAACAGGAAGUGGCAGUCAGAAGAAUCCACCUCCCCGCAAACAGUGCCCUGUCCACCUUCUUCUGCUGCACGGGUUCGACCGUUACUCAGGCAACGGCGUCACAGACUCAUUCGCCUAGAAGAUUGUGCAGCAUUGGGGUCAAAGCCGGUUUCGUUACAGUGUUGGUGUGAACCCCAAACUGUGUGUGUGUUAUGUGGUGGUGCUCCUCCUCGCUCCCCAUCAGACAAGGAGAAGGGUCUGUGGAUGCAUCAGACUUUGCUCGAUAUGUCCGUUCACCCUGUCCUCUCAUUGCCAUCUGAUUCACCCCUCACACUGCAUUGUGGGAUACGCCCGCUGGCCGGGCACCAUUCUCAUAAUUCACUGCAGUGGACAGACAUGUCAUCAGCGUCCUCUUGGCUGGGGAGGCGGGGCCAGGGACGAGUUGGGAGAGUGAGGCGGCGACUAGUUUGUCCCCGUCCGCCUAAUGCACUGCCUCCUUUAUUUAACACACCUGGUGGUUCCGGGUGCAGAAGCCAGCGAGGUGUUAUUAUUCCAAACUAUCUUCAUCCACGAGCUCCAGAAUUGCCAAUCUUGCCGGCAACACCCCAAGCGACAGACACACCUGCUCAGCCUUUGCGAAGGAGAAGAGCGGAAAGCUCGUUUGACAUCGACAACCUGGUAAUGCCUUUGGGCCUGGCUGGACUAGGAGCACGAGUACAGAAAUUGCAAUACAAGGAAAUUAUCACCCCAAGGUACAGAUAA
This is a messenger RNA of Pimephales promelas (fathead minnow), 834 nucleotides long. NCBI's taxonomy places the organism in Eukaryota, Metazoa, Chordata, Actinopteri, Cypriniformes, Leuciscidae. The record is from RefSeq and is a predicted model, not a curated record.